This is a messenger RNA of Gilbertella persicaria, 1266 nucleotides long. RefSeq names its product kinase-like domain-containing protein. Gene Ontology annotation, cellular component: cytoplasm. Gene Ontology annotation, biological process: protein phosphorylation. The record is from RefSeq and is a predicted model, not a curated record. The coding region runs from base 1 to 1266 and encodes 421 amino acids. Gene Ontology annotation, molecular function: protein serine/threonine kinase activity; ATP binding. NCBI's taxonomy places the organism in Eukaryota, Fungi, Mucoromycota, Mucoromycetes, Mucorales, Choanephoraceae. The transcript is spliced from 5 exons.
AUGCCUCUUUGUACAGGUGGCUCAUUACAACAUUAUGUAUUUGACCAUCAUCUGACAGUAGGCCAACUGGUCUACAUCAUCACUUCGGCAAGUGAUUUUGGUGUCGUUUCUAUCUCACCUGCAGCAGACUCCAGUGUAGAAGAAGCAGGUGUCGUCUUGUUCUGGUCACCCGAACUCGUUCAACAAAAGAUAGUCAAUCACAAAGUAGACAUUUGGGCUUUAGGCAUUGUGAUUCUUGAAGUAUUAAAUGGCGGAAAAGCACCUUAUGAAGAUGAAAAACUAGAUGAAGAACAAAUCAAAGAACGCAUCUUAAGCAUAGGCAAACCUGAAUACCCACCUAAUUUACCACCAGGCCUUGUGGAUUUACUCGACUGUUGCCUUGAUCCUGAUCCACGCACUCGAUCUUCAGCCAGUAGCAUCUUACAACAUCCCUUCUUGAAAGAAUAUGAACCGGAACUCUUAUUUCCAGCCACUCGUAUGGAUCAAAAGAAGAGUGUAUCUCACCCAACCACAGAUGAAAAACCCACCUGUCCACCUGCCAAAUGUAGAUUGCCUGUUCCUUCCUUCUCUGUGGAUCGAAGUGUAUCAGCAGCUAUUCCAGUCAAGGAAAAGAUUGCCAACGUGAUUCGUAAACGACAAUCGAUGACCGAUGCCAAUCGUCAUCAGGGAUCGCGUAUUCCUAUGCUUUGUAUACAACCUGUGAUGGAAGAACCAGAGCUCAAGAUCACAGAAUCCCCUACGGGUCAACUCAAAUCACCUACACAUCAAUUCCGUUCUUCUCUAUCCACAGCAGAUAUCCAACAAAAAAGAGCUACACAACGGUCUCCAUUGGCUGAGCCCAAGACAAGAACCCAGCGAUCCCAUCUGGACCCUCCGUCUGUCAAACCCAAAAGGGAGUUGCCGCCUAAAUGCUCUGUCUAUCGAAAGCGAUUACCUGCAGGUGAAAGUCGUACAGCCAGACUCAUGAUGGGCGUAAGCACCAAUGGUCGUCGCCAGUCAUUUAGGCAGAGAGAAGAAGGCGAGACUGAGGUGACACCGACCUUGGGACAUCGGUUUGGUAAAUUGUUUCAUAAACCCAAAGAAGCUACCUUGAGACGACCCAUGUCCUCUUGUUCGACUAAGCCAGCGUCUAAACCUAUACCCGAAUCUAUCAAGAGCACAACGCAUCCUAGUAGACGUCCAUCUGUGCCAGUUGAAGAUACCAAUAAGAACAAGAGUAACAAAGACUCGAUAAAGAACAGUAUAAAAGCACUUCGUGUGCAUUAA